UUUUACUUAUUGUUAUAAUGAUCAAACAAUGAAGUUCUUUAUUUCAUCCACAUACAUAGAUCCUUGUGCAAAAAUGGAUUUUAGUUCGGAGAAUUACUUGUGUGCAUGAGCAAGUAUGAAUGCCAUUAUAAAUGUUAACUCUGAUUUAAUUCGGAAGGCAGGAAGUCCUGAGAAGAAGGAGCACCUGUAUAAGAUUUUAGUGAUCGGAGAACUAGGGACAGGAAAGACAUCCAUCAUAAAGCGAUACGUCCAUCAGUUCUUCUCACAGCACUACAGAGCUACUAUUGGUGUAGACUUUGCCUUAAAGGUCCUGAACUGGGAUGCAGACACAAUUGUCAGAUUACAGCUAUGGGACAUUGCUGGUCAAGAGCGCUUUGGUAACAUGACAAGGGUAUACUACAAAGAGGCAGUAGGGUGUUUCAUUGUGUUCGACGUUACAAGGGCUUCCACAUUUGAUGCAGUGGUGAAAUGGAAGAGUGAUUUAGACAGUAAAGUACAACUGGCAGAUGGUAGCCCCGUCCCUUGUGUUUUAUUAGCUAAUAAAUGUGACCAGGCUAAGGAAGGUCUAGUAAACAAUUCAAACCAGAUGGAUGAUUUCUGUAAAGAGAAAGGCUUUAUUGGAUGGUUUGAAACCUCAGCCAAAGAAAAUAUCAACAUUGACGACAGUGCAAGGUUCUUAGUACAACGAAUAUUAGAAAAUGAUAGCAACAUAAAACGAGAUGAAGAAGACCAGGAUAAGAUAACUCUUGACAGCCGACAAAACAUUCUAAAAAAUCCAAAGGAGAAGGGGGGUUGCUGCUGAUGUCAUAGGUCACACCUGAAUGAACUCUUCAAAUGUUUAUGGUUGAGUGAAAACAUUAUUUUAUAUGGAUGAGUGAGCACAAUAAGUUGUUUUGGAUGAGUGGAUGAUGUGAUUGAGAAGAGUUGCAUUGAAAUUGAGAUAUAAAAGUACCAUUGAAACAUCAUGUUUUUUUUAUGACAAUAUAAUGUUUUUGUGUGUAUAAGUUACUUAGUAUAAGAAAUGAGUGCUAUCAAUGAAUACAGCAUCCAAAGUCAAAUAACUGAGUAUGGUUGACGUGCAUGGGUUUUAGUUUUACAACAUGAGAAUGCUUAUUAUUGUCUUUUAAAGUAAUUUUUACUUUCUGUACUUUUUACUUCAAACAUUAUAUUCUCAGAAUUUUCUGCUGGCAGAGGUUUACAUUCUUAUCAGUUACUAAAUUUAAUUUGGCAUGUGCCUUAACAUUCACUUUUUUGGAGAGAAAUAACAAUUUUAAAACAUAUGAAAAAAUUCAAUGUUAUUUGUUUCAUAAUUUAUGAAUGCAAGUAAAACUGAAGUUAGUUUGAUAGUGAAAUAAGGAGCAUUGGUAUUUCAGAAUGUCCCUGUAGUAAAUUUACAUCAACUAAAGCUGUAGUGUUUUUGUUUUUCUGCUUGUAGACAUAAUUAUGCACAAUGCACAACCCUGGGAUAGGGGUUUUGUAUUGCUCAAAUUUGAACAAAAUGUGAAGUUCGUGCAGAAAUUAUUUUCCUCAUUAUUAUAAUAAUAUAAAAGAGAUAUUGUGGAGAAAAAUUGGAGUCCCCAAAAGGCUAUCAUUAUUAGAAUAAAAUUUUGAAAUAUGAUGUAAAACAUUUGUAGUUGAUUUUGCUAUAUAAAAUCAAAGUUUUCAGGGAGUGGAAUUCAGUGCCAAAAGAAUUAAAAGGCAAGGUGUG
Saccostrea echinata is the source of this 1708-nucleotide messenger RNA. RefSeq names its product ras-related protein Rab-32-like. Lineage: Eukaryota; Metazoa; Mollusca; Bivalvia; Ostreida; Ostreidae. The record is from RefSeq and is a predicted model, not a curated record. Gene Ontology annotation, cellular component: lysosome; phagocytic vesicle; late endosome. Bases 116 to 802 code for a protein of 228 amino acids. Gene Ontology annotation, molecular function: GTPase activity; GTP binding. Gene Ontology annotation, biological process: phagosome-lysosome fusion; endosome to lysosome transport. The transcript is spliced from 6 exons.